Messenger RNA from Mycotypha africana, 993 nucleotides. RefSeq lists its product as uncharacterized. The transcript has 5 exons. The coding region runs from base 247 to 993 and encodes 248 amino acids. NCBI's taxonomy places the organism in Eukaryota, Fungi, Mucoromycota, Mucoromycetes, Mucorales, Mycotyphaceae. The record is from RefSeq and is a predicted model, not a curated record.
AGGGUUGUGGUUUACGAGACUUUAUUUAUGGACCAUAUGAAUUGAACUACGCGUUAAACUGAUCCCAGGCACGUUCUUCCGCCACGUAGAUAACGGUUGUUGUUGUCAAUCGUAAUAAAAAAUAAAUGUUGUCAAAUUCAAAGAAUUUACAGAAGAUAACUUUGACAUCUUUCGUUUGAUUUCCAUCUUCUUCUUGUUAUACUUCUUUCAUACUUUCUUUCUUCAUCCUGAUAGCUACUACUCACCAUGUACAAAGCCAAAAUCUUGCAAAAAAUCAAAUCGGUGGCAGAAGCCCAUAAGAAUAAAGUCAAAGAUGAGUCCUUCUUAAGCAUCGAGUGCAAGGAUUGCAAAGCACGCGGACAUUUCAACAAGGCAUACCAUGAAUGCAAGUUUUACAAAGCAGUUUCUGCGGCUGAUGUUGGAAGUAGCGGUAAGAAACGUAAGCAAUCAGCUACAGUCAAGGAAGAAAAGAAGCAAGCAAAGAGAAAGAAAAAGCAAACAACUGGAGAUAUCAAGUGUAUCAGUUGUGGCUUAAAGGGUCAUUCUACUUCUCGUUCUCUCGAAUGUCCCAAUCACAUUGCUUCAAAGGAAGAAGUUAUUACCUCGACGCUUGGAGAAGGCUCCACUGUAUUCACGAGGAAGCUCCCUCUUACGUCUGCUGUGAAGCCUGCGUUUCGCGAACAAUUCCAAGAAAAAAUCAUCUCUUGCUGCUCUGACAUAAGGAGAAUAGUAUUCUCUAGUCAAUUAUUCGUUAACUCCAAGAAAGACAGUAAAGAAGCCAACAAAGACAGGUCUAUUCCUGAUGUAUUCUGCCAGCAAUUCUGGUAUUCAGUAGUAAAACACAAGCUGACCGUGGGAUAUAGCCAUUGCCUUACAGAGGCAGCAAAGGAAUUGAGUGUCUCUUACACGAACUCCAUUGUAGAGCGCUUCGAGCAGCGCUUAACAAAGUUCCUUACUUACAAAUUGAGAACUAUGCUCCCGGUAAGGCUGUAA